UGCCUAUUUUUUGAUUCAAUUAAAUCCAACCCUUCCAACCGUGGUUGGAGUUGCUCGUGUCGGAAGGCGCCGGAAAAUUUGAUACCGUGGUUCGGCAUCGAAAAAGUGCGAAUACUUUGUUAUCCAAAAUGUGGCUUCGACUAGGAUUUUUGGUUUUAUUCUGUGGCUCUGUUAUUGAAUCUUCGAAUAUUUUGGUUUUGUUCCCGUCCCUGGCUUCAGGUCAACAAAUGCCGGUCAAUGCUUUGGUGGAGGCCUUGUUGGAGAAAGGUCAUCAGGUCACAUUAAUUGGCCCAUCUACUUUGGAGGAUCAACACGCCAAUUACUCCUACGCAAAGCUACCCUCAGAGUAUUAUUCGCCCUAUGAUGUCAACCCUGUCCUGGGGGUGGACUUGCAGCGACCUGUGACAAAAUGGGAGCUGCUUAGUCUGGUGCCCAACUACGUGAGAUAUGUCGAGAGCUUGUUAGCGAGUGACCGGUUCCAACGAAUCAGGAGGGAGAUCCGGUCGCAGAACAUGACUUUCGACUCUGUGAUCGUGGACGCGAACUACGCGACGCAUCUGUCGAUCGCCGCGGAUCUGCUGGCUGGUCCAGGACGGAAGCCGGUCAUCGCGCUGAGCACCCUCCCCUCGCCAUGGCUAAUCGACGAGCACUUGGGAUCCUUCAACCACCUGUCCUUCAGCCCCUCCAUCCUCAGCCCCUACACCGACCGCAUGAACGUCUUCCAGAAGAUCGAGAACUGGCUCAGCCACACCUACAUCAAGUACCGCGUCAAGUCAAUCAUCACUAGCUCGGCUGUCGAGCACUUCAGGUCGGAGCUGGGAGAGAAAACUUCGGAAGUUGUCGAUGCCUCUUGGGAACGGGUGGAUUUACUGCUGGUGGCCUCCAACAGUAUCUACAACUAUCCACGAUUAUACGGACCCAACGUUGUGGAGGUUGGACCUUUGCACAUCCAAGGAACACCUCAAAAAUUGUCUCAGAGCGUGAAGACAUUUUUGGACGGUGCGGAGACGGGAGUGAUUUACUUCAGCCUCGGGAGUCACAUCCGAGCGAAAUCUCUGACCGACUACGUCAUCGCCAAUUUUCUGCGGGUCUUCGCCGAGUUACCGAGAGGAUACCGGGUGCUCUGGAAGUGGGAAUCGGAUGACCCCAUUCCCGGUCACCCUGAUUUUAUCCUCACCCAAAAAUGGGUCCAGCAGCAAAGCGUCCUCGCUCAUCCAAAGGUGAAGGUUUUCAUCACACACGGCGGUUUCCAAAGUUUCCAGGAGGCAGUUCACUUCGGGGUUCCUCUGAUCGGCAUACCAUGGUUCGCAGACCAGGAAAUGACGGUGCAAAAAAUCAUCGAUGCUGGUGUGGGAGUGAAACUGGAACAUUCCACCCUUACUUCUUAUGAAAGCAUCAGAGAUGUUGUGCAUGGAUUCUUAGCUGACGAAAACUACGCUACGUUCUCAAGGAACAUGGAGCUAUUGUCAGGAAGGAGCAAAGGUCUAACGGCAAAGGCGAGCGACACUGCAACUUUCUGGGUCGAAUACGUCACAAAAGUCGGAGGAGCAUUUCACCUUCGACCAUCCACAGCAGACGCGACCCUCAUCGAGUAUUUCUGUUUCGAUAUUUUUAUUGUCGUUACAAUACUCGCAGUCACAGCUGUAUAUGGUGGUCCCAAAGUUUUCCCAUAAAUGAUGGUGUUUGAGUGAUUGUGGUAUUCCGCCGUGCUGAGGAUGAACGCCGUAUGAACAUUCGAGAGUUGCCAAAUUUCCUUCGAUGAAAUGUUCAUCUUUAAGGAAUGUUAUUAUUAUUUAGACCGCGCAAAGACAUGAAGACGGAGUGCUCGUAUCUAAAAGCACGCGGAAGAAGUGAAGCCAUUCUGGCGAUGUGAAUCCAUGCGCGGGAAACGAUUUGAUUUGAACUUGUCCUCUUCACUUUUCCAUAUUUCUUCUUCGAAUCUCAUUGAAAAUGCCUAAAACGAACCGAUAAAUAAAGUUGGGAUUUUGAAUUUUUAUUAAAAGCUAGUUUGGCUUCGUAACAAGGAGGAAUCAGAUUAAGUGGCUGUGAAUCUAUGCGCGGGAAUUGAAACUUGAUUUGAAUUUGUCCUCUUGAUUUUUCUACAUUUCUUCCUCUAAUCUCGUUUUAUUUGCCUGAAACGAAUAAGUAAAUAAAUAAAGUUGGGAUUUUGAAUUUUUAUAAUAAACCUAUUUUGGCUUGGUAACAAGGAGGAAUCUCACAGGAAUAUCAGAUAAAGUUUGUUUUUCUGCUGCUCUAACCAAAAGGAGAGCUGGCUUCAUUUUCUUCUUCCAGCGCUCCGUCUUUAUGUCUUUGGGACCGCGUUAACCAGGAAGAAACCAAGCCACAUCAGCUAUUGCCAAAUUUAAUUGAGCAAUUUAAUUUUUCACAUGAAAACGGUUGUUCUUCAUUUUCUUCUUCUAGCGUUCCGUCUUUAGGUCUUUGGGACCGCGUUAACCAGGAAGAAACCAAGCCACAUCAGCUAUUGCAAAAUUUAAUUGAGCAAUUUAAUUUUUUACAU
This is a messenger RNA of Bemisia tabaci, 2518 nucleotides long. RefSeq names its product UDP-glycosyltransferase UGT5. NCBI's taxonomy places the organism in Eukaryota, Metazoa, Arthropoda, Insecta, Hemiptera, Aleyrodidae. Gene Ontology annotation, molecular function: UDP-glycosyltransferase activity. The record is from RefSeq and is a predicted model, not a curated record.